Colletotrichum graminicola M1.001 is the source of this 1224-nucleotide messenger RNA. Its product is annotated as capsule polysaccharide biosynthesis protein. Gene Ontology annotation, molecular function: glycosyltransferase activity. The record is from RefSeq and is a predicted model, not a curated record. The transcript has 2 exons. The coding region runs from base 1 to 1224 and encodes 407 amino acids. Lineage: Eukaryota; Fungi; Ascomycota; Sordariomycetes; Glomerellales; Glomerellaceae.
AUGAGCCCCUUCAGCCCUGAACCAAAGUUUUCAAUCCCAGAGAAGUACCAGAAUCUGCUGGAGGUGGUCGAUGUCGUCGAUAAUCGCGUAGAAGGCGAAGUCUUGCAGCAACUCAACCAACAUGUCCCCGUCACCUCGGAGAAGAACAUCUGGGCAUUUUGGGACUCAGGUCUCAUGAAUACGCCUCUUUGGGCUCGGCGAAACGUGGUAGACUGGGUGCGCAUCUGUGGGCCGGAGUGGACGAUUCGAGUGCUGGACAACGUACCAGAGUCGCCAAACUACGUUCUCAAGUACCUUCCCAGCAGCCUCUUCCCCAUGGCCUUUGUGAACCGUGAGAUGAAUGGUCCCUGGGCGGGGCAACACAGCGCCGACUUCAUCCGCGGCGCCGCCCUAUACACAUACGGGGGCGUGUGCAUGGAUGUCGGUAGCAUCCUGGUCCGCCACAUCAACCGCAUCUGCUGGGAUGAACUCGUCAACCCCGAUACUCCCUACCAGAUUGCUCUACCACUCAUCUACGACCAGGUGUGGGCAAACCACUUCAUCGCCGCUCGGAAGGGCGAUCCGUUCAUCAAGCUCUGGCACGACCUCAUCAUCCACAUCUGGACCGGGCGCAAGGAAUCGUCUGGCAUGCUUAGCCAUCCUCUGCUCGAGUUCGCCAAGGAUGAGACUUUCGAAAUGAUCGACAAUGCAAACCUCACCUGGGACUGGAAAGUGCCGCCUCAGACGGCCAUGGAGUACAUCUGGCAGGUGUUGGCUUGGGUCCGACUAUGCCUUACAGAUGACGCCGGCGACGGCUUCUCGGGUGUGGACUACUGGUGCGACCGUGUCCUCGUUUUCGACACCGUCUGCGAGGACUGGCCCGGCGAGAUGAUUCUGGGCUUCGCUGGCAGCGGCCAGAAGCUUCUGGACAUACUUUCCCUCCCUGUCGAUGGCGACAAGGAAUCCAAGGAGCACCAGCUGGCCGAAGAGGUUGUGUGGACUAUACUAUCGAGUGCCAGCUUGCAGAAGGUCACCCGAGCAAAGGGCCUAACCCACUCACCACACUUGGGCACGCUCUGGGAUCUUCCCGAGAACGCUGGUAAGGACCGCGCUCCAGGCACCUUUGCUGAGCUCCUUCGUUACGGUAGUAUUCACUUUCGCCAGACGCGAGGGAGCAUCAUUACCUUGGAGCCGCCGAGACCGACUGCGGAGAACAUGCUCAACAAAGGCUUAUACGAGGCCUGA